AUGGCUGUUCUUCGAAGAGUUUCCGUAAGAUCAGAGUUUCCAGAAUUCCUAGAGAUUCCAGAUUUCCCAGGGUUUCCAGAAUUCCAAGACUUCCAAGAUUUCCCAGAGUUUCCAGAAUCCCAAGAUUUCCCAGAGUUUCCAGAAUUCCCAGAGAUUCCAGAAUUUCAAGAUUUCCCAGAGUUUCAAGAAUUCCAAGACUUCCAAGAUUUCCCAGAGUUUCCAGAAUUCCAAGGCUUCCAAGAUUUCCCAGAGUUUCCAGUAUUCCAAGACUUCCAAGAUUUCCCAGAGUUUCCAGAAUCCCAAGACUUCCAAGACUUCCAAGAUUUCCCAGAGUUUCCAGAAUCCCAAGACUUCCAAGAUUUCCCAGAGUUUCCAGAAUCCCAAGACUUUCAAGACUUCCAAGAUUUCCCAGAGUUUCCAGAAUUCCAAGACUUCCAAGAGUUUCCAAAAUCCCAAGACUUUCAAGAUUUCCCAGAGUUUCCAGAAUCCCAAGACUUCCAAGAUUUCCCAGAGUUUCCAGAUUUCCCAGAGUUUCAAGAAUUCCAAGAUUUCCCAGAGUUUCAAGACUUCCAAGAUUUUCAAGAAUUCCCAGAGUUUCCAGAAUCCAAAGACUUCCAAGAUUUCCCAGAGUUUCAAGACUUCCAAGAUUUCCCAGAGUUUCAAGACUUCCAAGAUUUCCCAGAGUUUCAAGACUUCCAAGAUUUUCAAGAAUUCCGACUUUUAAGUCUCUCAAAACUCCUAAGAAUUCCAAGACUUUCAAAAGUUUUAAGCAUCGACUUAACUCCAAAGCGAUCGAAAUUCCCUCAAGACACUUGGAUUCAUUUUGGAACCGAGAUUCGAAUGCCCAUCGCUACCCAGUGA
Messenger RNA from Habropoda laboriosa, 861 nucleotides. Its product is annotated as FMRFamide neuropeptides-like. The coding region runs from base 1 to 861 and encodes 286 amino acids. The record is from RefSeq and is a predicted model, not a curated record. The transcript is spliced from 2 exons. NCBI's taxonomy places the organism in Eukaryota, Metazoa, Arthropoda, Insecta, Hymenoptera, Apidae.